UGAACUCGGUUCCCCGAGCGAGAUGCCGAAGGCAAAAUCGGUGACCAGCGGCCGGCGCCGAGAGCGGCUGGAGCAGAAGAGCGCCGGCGGUAAGACACUGCGAGGAGGGACGAACAGAAAAGGGCCGAGGAAGACUGGGAUCAGUGGAUGAAACCCGGUGUCAUGUUUAAUACUGGACUUGGACAGCAUAUUUUGAAAAAUCCUCUCAUUGUUAAUAGCAUCAUUGAUAAGGCUGCCUUAAGACCAACAGAUGUAGUCCUAGAAGUUGGUCCUGGAACUGGAAACAUGACUGUGAAACUAUUAGAAAAAGCUAAAAAGGUUGUUGCCUGUGAACUUGACCCACGGCUAGUAGCUGAACUUCACAAAAGAGUCCAGGGAACGCCCCAGGCAAGCAAACUUCAAGUAAUGGUUGGUGAUGUGUUGAAAACUGACUUGCCAUUCUUUGAUGCAUGUGUGGCAAACUUGCCUUAUCAGAUCUCUUCUCCAUUUGUCUUCAAGCUUUUGCUGCAUAGACCUUUUUUUAGAUGUGCUAUACUUAUGUUCCAGAGAGAAUUUGCUCUCCGUUUGGUUGCAAAACCAGGAGACAAGUUAUACUGCAGACUUUCCAUUAAUACCCAGUUACUAGCACGAGUGGAUCAUCUGAUGAAAGUUGGGAAAAAUAACUUCAGACCUCCACCAAAAGUUGAAUCAAGUGUGGUAAGGAUAGAACCUAAGAACCCACCACCACCUAUCAAUUUCCAGGAAUGGGAUGGUCUAGUGAGGAUAACGUUUGUGAGGAAAAACAAAACUCUCUCUGCUGCAUUUAAGUCGAGUGCAGUCCAACAGCUUUUGGAAAAAAAUUACCGAAUUCACUGUUCAGUCCAUAACAUUGCAAUACCAGAAGAUUUCAGCAUUGCAGAUAAAAUACAGAAAAUCUUAAUGGAUACAGGUUUUAGCGACAAGAGGGCCCGUUCCAUGGACAUAGAUGACUUUAUCAGAUUGCUACAUGGAUUCAAUGCAGAAGGCAUCCAUUUUUCUUAAGCAGACAAAAAAGAAUAUUCCGGUCUUAAUAAGAAGCUAUAAUCUUACUUACUGGACUACUGACAUAUGGAAGAUGAACCUCUACAUUUUUUACAAGAAUAACCAAACACCUUACAGGUUUUAAAACUAAAACCCACUAUCUCAUGAAGUAUUGUUUGUUUUUAAGGUCAAAUUUGUUGUGUAUUUUUAUAAGUGUUCGGAUUUUAUGUAACUUUGGGUAUUGGGUGGCCAAGACAUUGACCCUCCAGAUCACAUACAGUUUUCUCCAAGUUAAUAGCCGCAAUACACGCACAAACUUAACAUGUGAACCAUCUCAAUUCUAUCUGUUCAUCUCCUGAAACUAACAUUUAGGAUAGUAAUGACUCCCGUUUCAACAGGCCUUUUCUUUUGCUUGUAUAUUGGGAUAGAUGAUAAUUUUGUCUUUUCAUUAUUUUUCUCACUAUCCACAGUCUUUAUCUUGACAUUCACUUCCCUCAUUCUCAUGAA
Molecule: messenger RNA, 1506 nt
Organism: Gracilinanus agilis (Agile Gracile Mouse Opossum)
Lineage: Eukaryota; Metazoa; Chordata; Mammalia; Didelphimorphia; Didelphidae
Gene: DIMT1
Product: DIM1 rRNA methyltransferase and ribosome maturation factor
Exons: 12
Coding region: 148-1020 (290 amino acids)
Biological process (GO): rRNA methylation
Cellular component (GO): mitochondrial matrix
Molecular function (GO): rRNA (adenine-N6,N6-)-dimethyltransferase activity
Source: RefSeq, a predicted model, not a curated record